AAAAUAUUUUGUAAGUAUAUGGCAUCACUGUUCUCAGUCAACUAUUUUUCUAAAUAAAUAAAAGUGAAGUAUGAACGUAGAUCCACCAACAAAACCUCCCCGCGGAGUAAAAUAUGGAAAAGAUGAGCCUGGAUGCGGUUUUCUAGUCAAUGUCAUAAAAUCACUUGGAUUUAGUGAAACAAAUGAAGAGCGACAAAAGGAGAAACUUAAAAUUGAAAAGGAAUUCAAACGUUCCGAUCAGAGACUGAAUGAGCUAGUAUCGAAAUAUGAUCAACAGCUUACACAAGUCUUGCCGCUUUUUAGCCAAGUAUCUACUGAGAUAGCAUCAAGUAGAGAAAGAAUACAUGCCGUUAAAGAAAACUUAGGAGCAUGCAAGAGAUUGCUGCAAUGUCGUCGUGAUGAGUUAAAAAAAAUGUGGACAGAUGCAGUACAGCAUAAAUAUGUGCUGGAAAUGUUGGAACAAAUCAACGAAUUACGCAAAGUGCCUCAACGUGUAGUAGCUUACACUGCUAAACGUCAAUAUUUGCAUGCCAGCAAAGCCUUAACAGAUGCCUUAGCUUUAAUACAAGGUCCCUUACAGGGUGUAGAGGGUUUAAAUGAUUUACGUACUGAUUUACAAGCACGCCGUCAACAGCUGUAUUAUCGGUUGCAUGAAGAACUUGUAACGCAAUUGUAUAAGAAUUCUGCAUCAGAAGCACUUUCAACAUUUCAAAGAAAUAACUCUAGUAGAUUAAACGGUAGCUUUACGCGUGGUAUUAUUGCGAGACGUUCAACAGAUCGCAUUGAAGCAAAUGCACGUGUACGUAAAGCUUUAACUGAAAUGGCACAGGGAUUUGAUCUGGAGAAAUCUGAAAUUAUUCAAGAUACUGAUCUUAUUGAUAAUGAGCUAAGUAUGACAUAUUUCAUAUCAAUAAUUGUCGAGUGUUUCGGUAUGUUAGGUAAAGUACCAGAUUCGUUGGAAAAGUUACGUGUGCAAAUACAAGACGAAUUAUUGCAUGUGGUCAGGAAUACAACACAAGAACUAAUUUCACUUAAUCUAACAGCAAAUAAUCGUUACCCAUUGUUAGCACUAUUAGAAGUAAUAUACGAACAGUUCAAAUCAAUUGCAAAAACACAUACAUUAUUGCUUAAGAACUAUUUAGCAGUUGUACAAAAGUAUUCUGUAGUCGGACCGCAGCCAUACGAUUUAACUGAUUUUUGGGCGCAAGCACAAUCAGUACUGCAAUUGUUACUCACGGACUAUUUGGAUAUUCAAAAUUCAGCCGCAGAUGAAUCCUCACAAUCUGCAUUUUCUGAACCAACGAGUAAUAUAAAUUUCUUUUUUCUAAGACGAAAAGUUCCAAGCACAAAGAAGACACUUUUUAAACUUGAUAAAGCAGCACAUGUUACAACGCAGCAAACAUCAUCCAAUGGAUCAUUUAAAGAGCAUCGACGAAAUGCUUCAGAUGUCUCAACAGAUGACAAUUUAGCUGGGUCAUUGAAUAAUAGUGGAAGUGGCAAAGGCAGUAACAUAGUACCUAAUGAAAAGCAACGUGAAAAAAUUUUAAUUUGUACACCAGAUCAGAAUGUUAUAACAAAGGUGUAUCUACCACUCAUGAGUUACAUACAAGAAAUAGAAAGCUUUAUGAAGUGUAAGCCUGGACAACCUUGUAGUUUGCAUGACUUUAUAGACAACUACAUAAAAGAUACAUUCCUCUUAAAAGGUCAUAAUCGUAAUUUAAAUAUGACAAUAGAAUCGCUUUCGAAAAAUCAAGAUGCUUGGCGUGCAAUUAUCAGUCCGGAAGACAUGAAAACAUACAAUUUAACACGACCAUUGUUACAAUCUACAGCCAUGGUUGAACGUCGCUUAUCAGAGACAAAAACUCUUAUACAGGACUUGCCAUGUUAUUCCGAAGAACUUUUAAAAAUGGUCUGUGCUCUAUUAAAAACAUAUCGUGAAAUAUGUCAAGCCGCGUAUCGAGGCAUUGUACAACCUGACUCUGAAGACAAACGCAUAUAUAGUGUAGCAUGGUUAAAGGAUGAGGAUAUAAGUCGAUUUUUAAAAACUUUGCCCAAUUGGACUGAUCUUAAAAGUUCCAAUCAGCGCCCGAAGCAUGGCAAAAAAUUGCAACGUAACCAUUUUGAGCCAUCAGAAGAAGAGAGCCCUUUACAAGUACAACAACGAAAUAUACGCGAAGCUGAGAUGCUGACUAGUAAUUUAGGCGAAGGUGGCAUAACACAACAAGAAAUACUUGGAGAUAUCAGUGUGUUGAAAGAAUUGGCUAUAUUGCAGGAGAGUAUGGAGUGGUUUUCUUGUCGUGUUUCGGAAUUUGCAAAUGAUUUACGCAGGCCACUUGUAAAUGGUUUGAAUAUAGUAGCAAAUGAGUGCGUAUCUGAUAUAACCAUUAAAGAUGGCACCAUCAAAGUCCUUACAAAUUUAGCAUUAGAAUUCGACGAGCUAUCAAAUACCUGUUUACUAGUGUUACAUUUAGAGGUGCGAGUACAAUGUUUUCACUAUUUACGUUCAAAACCGAAACAUAGGUCAAAUAAUUUUAUUGACACCAAAGAGGAUGUUCUAGAACCGGAUACACAAGUUCAAAUGUUAACAAAACGUUUGUCAGAAAUGGACGAAGCAUUCAGUUCGACAUUACAUCCGAGAAAGACUAGGUAUAUAUUUGAAGGUCUAGCACACUUAGCUGCACGCAUACUAAUACAAGCGUCUAAUUAUUUGGAAAACAUUGAUCAAGUAACUGUGCAACGUAUGUGCAGAAAUUCAAUAGCUUUACAACAAACUUUGAGUAAUAUUACAGCGUCAAGAGAAGUAGCAUUGGAUCAAGCCAAAAGCUUCUAUGAACUUCUAUGCAUGGAACCCGAUGAAAUUCUUACUGCAAUUGUCGAGAAAGGUCCACAAUUUACUGAGAUGCAAUAUUUAAAUGCAUUACACUUAUCGUGCAAAGCACGUGGAAUUACUGAUUCAAACGCUUUAGCAUCCUAUCAACAAAAGCUGUCCGAUAUUUUGGGAGCCAAACCCUCCACUGGUGUUGUUGUUUAGUAAUAGAAACAAAAUUGUAACUCAAUUUAGCGUUUAAGACUGUUUUGCUAAAAAUUAUAUAUAUUUAUUAUUAUAAAUACACUUGCUAUGCAAAUAUGUAGUUUUCACUGUAUUAUUAAAAAUUAACAAAAAUAA
This is a messenger RNA of Teleopsis dalmanni, 3166 nucleotides long. It is a transcript of the gene Sec8, whose product is annotated as exocyst complex component 4. The transcript has 10 exons. The record is from RefSeq and is a predicted model, not a curated record. NCBI's taxonomy places the organism in Eukaryota, Metazoa, Arthropoda, Insecta, Diptera, Diopsidae. Gene Ontology annotation, cellular component: growth cone membrane; exocyst; synapse. Gene Ontology annotation, biological process: chemical synaptic transmission; exocytosis; Golgi to plasma membrane transport. Bases 71 to 3031 code for a protein of 986 amino acids.